AUGGACCGAUAUACACUGAGGACAGCACAUGAGAUCAUCAGAGCAGAGAGCAGACAGACGGGCAGAGACAGACGGGCAGAGACAGACGGGCAGAGACAGACGGGCAGAGAGACGGUCUACCUGGACGUCAUGGAUCACCUGUUGAUGCUGAUGCUGUUGCUGUGGAGCUCAGGAGAGAGAUACGAGUCCUCAAAGAGAUCUGUGUGGAGGAUCUACUCUGACUGUGUUCAUUCUGGAUCUACUCUGAGGGAGUGUUCAACAUCGUAUUCAUCUUCCUCCAUCCUGAAUCUCACCUGCUCAGACUCCAGACCUGUCAGGCUGGUGAAUGGGACUAGUCUGUGCUCAGGCAGACUGGAGGUGAAGACUAACCAGUCCAACCAGUCCAACCAGUGGUGGUCCUCAGUGUGUGAAGAUGACAUUGACCAGCAGGAUGCAGAGGUGGUCUGUAGGGAGCUUGGCUGUGGGGCUCCUUCAGUCCUCCAGGGGGCGCUCUAUGGAGAAGUGGAGGCUCCAAUGUGGACCAAAGAGUUCCAGUGUGGAGGCCAUGAGUCUGCUCUCCUGGACUGUAGAAGCUCAGGCUCAGAUAGAAACACCUGCUCACCUGGCAAAGCUGUUGGACUCACCUGCUCAGAACCUGUCAGGUUGGUGGGAGGAGACAGUCGCUGUGCAGGAACACUGGAGGUGAAACAUCAAGGAGACUGGAGACCAGUGCAUGGCUCUGACUGGACCCUGAAGAAAGCAUAUGUUGCCUACUCCAGACCUGUCAGGCUGGUGAAUGGGACUAGUCUGUGCUCAGGUAGACUGGAGGUGAAGACUAACCAGUCCAACCAGUGGUGGUCCUCAGUGUGUGAAGAUGACUUUGACCAGCAGGAUGCAGAGGUGGUCUGUAGGGAGCUUGGCUGUGGGGCUCCUUCAGUCCUCCAGGGGGCGCUCUAUGGAGAAGUGGAGGCUCCAAUGUGGACCAAAGAGUUCCAGUGUGGAGGCCAUGAGUCUGCUCUCCUGGACUGUAGAAGCUCAGGCUCAGAUAGAAACACCUGCUCACCUGGCAAAGCUGUUGGACUCACCUGCUCAGAACCUGUCAGGUUGGUGGGAGGAGACAGUCGCUGUGCAGGAACACUGGAGGUGAAACAUCAAGGAGACUGGAGACCAGUAGAUGGCUCUGACUGGACCCUGAAGAAAGCAUCUGUUGCCUGUAGAGAGCUGGACUGUGGCUCUGCUGUUUCUGUAGGAGAGAGAAAGGAGUCCUCAAAGAGAUCUGUGUGGUGGAUCUACUCUGGCUGUGUUCAGUCUGGAUCUGCUCUGAGGGAGUGUUCAAUAUCGUAUUCAUCUUCCUCCAUCCUGAAUCUCGCCUGCCCAGGUAAGCCCAUCAGUGACAUCAUCUAUGACUGUGCUGUCAUGUAUCUACAGGCCAGCAGGAGGCAGACACCGGGCAGACGGGAGAACAUUGAGCUGGAUGAUUUUAACCUGGGUGUUCCUGCAGAUGAAGAAGAAGGAGCUCAGGGAGCAGAGUAG
This is a messenger RNA of Anoplopoma fimbria (sablefish), 1512 nucleotides long. Its product is annotated as scavenger receptor cysteine-rich type 1 protein M130-like. The record is from RefSeq and is a predicted model, not a curated record. Bases 1 to 1512 code for a protein of 503 amino acids. Lineage: Eukaryota; Metazoa; Chordata; Actinopteri; Perciformes; Anoplopomatidae. Gene Ontology annotation, cellular component: membrane. The transcript is spliced from 8 exons.